AUGCGCUGGCACGUUGCCGUUGGCGUCGGCGGCCUGCUCGUCAUCUCGCUGCUCUCGUGCCAACGGCUCGACUCGCUUCUCUAUACGAUCCAGGACAAGGCGGUGCACCAUGCAUCGGCCGCCGCGCACUAUGCGCGGUACCAGCUCUAUCCCUCGCUCGAGCAAGUGCUGCCGUACGCCGGAAGCUUCCUCUUUCCGACUGUCGUCGCACGGCACGGCGCGAGCUACUCGUGCAUCAAGUUUCAGUACACGGGCACGGGCGGCUGUCCAAGCCAAAUCAACGACAUUGUGAGCUACGUUUACACGCCCAACAAGACGGAAGCCUGCGACACGGUGAUCCACACGGGCAUCUACGGCGUUCCUGGCUACUGCGAGCUGCGCGACGACGUGACCCAUGAAACGAUCCGAACCUUGUACACGAGCUGUGGAUCGCUCACGGGCCGGCAGUUUACAUGCGCGCUCGCCGCCCAGUACGCAUCGUACGGCCACGACGCCUCGACGUUCAUCUACGCCCUCAACACGAGUUUUUUAGCCCCCCGCGGCAUUGUGUUUUCUGUGCACCCGAGCGCGCUGGCGUCGGCAUAUGCCAGCAUCGCGCACCUCCGAGCGACCAACUGCUCGCUGCCGAUUGAAGUGUGGCACCGACCGGACGAGCUUCCGGCUGAAAAUGCCAUUUUGCAAGCGCUGGAAACCACGUUUCGUGUGCAUGUCCGUCCGAUCUUUCAUCCGUUGGCGACGCGCUUUUACUCCAAGAUCUAUGCGGUGCUCCACAGUGCCUUUGAAAGCGUUUUGCUACUGGAUUGUGACAACUUUGCGGUCCAGAACCCCACUUACCUCUUCUCGACGCACGCCUUUCAAUCGACGGGCGCGGUUUUCUGGCCCGACUAUUGGCGGCCCGGCCACACGUGCUUCAACAUUGACGGCUACAGCCGGCUCUGGGACCUCCUUGGCAUCAACUUUGUCGAUAUGUUCGAGCAAGAGAGCGGUCAAGUGCUCAUCAACAAGACCAUGUCCGAGCCGGCGCUACACGUGCUCGCCUUCUUUGCGUUGCACGAGCCUAGGUUUCUCACCGACUUUGGCAUGGUCUAUGGCGACAAGGACCUCUUUCGGCUGGCGUGGCUGAAAGCAGCCGUGCCUUUUCACAUGAUUGCUCGCCCCCCGGGCAGCCUCGGCAAGCUGGACCGCGCAGACCAGACUCAUUUUUGUGGCAACAGCAUGGUCCAGCACGACACGAACGGCGACGUCGUCUUCUUGCACCGAAAUACAAUCAAGUUGACGGGCUGUCGUGCCGACGCGUUCGUGUGGGAGGCCCUCCAAGACUUUCGAUUUGGCGAGGUCCAUGUGGCGCGGUACCUCCCCGCGGGCUACGUGCUCCGCGACGCAACCUGCUUUGGUGUCCGCGAACCGUCCGACGAUUUGUAUGCCAUGACAACGAUACGCCAGUCGCAGUUUGCCCAUCUGGAAGGCGCCUUGUACCGGUAUGCCCGCGAAGCGAUGAAGCUCCAGCACCCCAACGGUAGCGUCGAUGGCCCGUUGUUGGUCCUUGUGCAUCACGCGUCGUGGCUCCACGCCGCCGGCGCCGACGAAUACGCGCGCGACUAUGAAGGCAACACGCCGCUGCACCACGCCUGCCACGCAGGCCAUGCGCGGAUUGUCCAGUAUCUCUUGUCGCUGCCCGAGUUUUCGCCCUAUGUCCUCAACGCCAAAGGCGACGCGCCGCUCGAGGUCGCGCGGCGUACGUUUCUGGAGCGGGAAGGCGACAACGACGACUUACGCCUCGUGGCGCUGGCGCGUUGCAUUGAGCUGCUUGAGCAGCGCUGCUCAGUGUACAGUGGUUGGGUCUUUCAGCGCGUUCACACGCUAUUCUCGCAGCUCACAGGUAUCACGGCGCUUCAAACAUGGACGCGACGCUACUGCAUUGUGCUCCGGACCAGCUCGUCCAUGUUUCUGGAAGUCGCGCUGUUUGCCGUGCCCGACGCCGCGCGCCGUCCGCCUGUGCCAAGUACGUCGCUGCUCGUGCAUGUGACGGCGGACGAGCCGUGCAUUCGUCCGACCAACCCAUCGUUUUGGUCCGACUUGAACCCGAAACCGUUUGGGUUUGAACUGCGCGGUGCCCCAAAAGUCGGAUCGAGCCGCACCCAAGCGCUGCGCCACUUUUCAUUUGCGGCGCUGAGCGAAGACGGUGCGGCCAAGUGGCUUCGCUUCUUUGCCCACGACGCGCGGGAGUGCCUCCACGAUGCGCUGGUCUCGCCGACGCGCCAGUUCAAUUCCCACGAGCUCGGACGGGCCAAGGUCUACCCCGAGCCGUCGGCACCGCCGCUGCCCACGGUCGAGACUGCACAACCGGUCGUGUUUACGAAAGCGACGCUGCGCCCGCGACUGCUCGAGUGCGUGGUGUGUUUUGACGGCCCGCAAGCCGCCGUGUGCGUGCCCUGCGGCCACAACGUUCUCUGCAUGACGUGUGCCAUGUCCUUGCUCGAGACGACGCACGUGUGCCCCGUGUGCCGUCUCGAGAUUCGCGAAGUCGUCAAGGUCUAUCGCAACUAA
Messenger RNA from Saprolegnia parasitica CBS 223.65, 2547 nucleotides. RefSeq lists its product as hypothetical. Gene Ontology annotation, molecular function: alpha-1,2-mannosyltransferase activity; protein binding. Lineage: Eukaryota; Oomycota; Saprolegniomycetes; Saprolegniales; Saprolegniaceae. The record is from RefSeq and is a predicted model, not a curated record. Gene Ontology annotation, biological process: mannan biosynthetic process. Bases 1 to 2547 code for a protein of 848 amino acids. Gene Ontology annotation, cellular component: Golgi apparatus. The transcript has 9 exons.